GGUCAAACCUUUUAUAACAGGACACUUAUCAGUCAUGUGUGCCAAACAGACAUGAUUUUGAAGAGGAAACCUGUCAGAGCCACAGUCCCGCUUCAGCUGUGGUUCAGUUCUGUUGCAGAUUUAGGUAUCAGGGAGCCAUCAUGAAGCACUUGUUUUUAUUCACCUUUACUCUACUAUUCAUGCAAACCUCAAGCUCAUCAGGGGGCAAGAUUCUGGUGUUCCCAUUGGAUGGAAGCCAUUGGGUCAACAUGAAAGUCCUCAUAGAGGAGCUGCACAGCAGAGGCCACCAGAUCACUGUGCUGCGGCCAUCUGACAGUUGGUACGUGGAAGAAACGUCCCCCUUCUAUACCUCCAUCACUCUCUCAUGUCCUGGCAAAUUUGAGGCAAACUUUGAAAAAUAUUUGUCUCGAAUGCUGGAGAUUCGCCUGGAGAAGAAGCCAGUGUCUUUGUGGUCUAAGCUGUGGACUCACAUCCAGUUGGAGAGAGCACUUAUUGAGCAGUUCUCCCAGUUCCACAGGGAAGUGGGUGAAGUGAUCAUCCACAUGUUUGAAGAUGCAAACCUGAUGCAGUCUUUACAUGCUGCCAAGUACGACUUGGUCCUGACUGAUCCUGGUGUUGGAGGAGGUGCGCUGCUGGCUCGUAAACUCCAAGUUCCUCUGGUUUUUAAUGUCAGGUGGACCAUUCAGGGCGAAGCUCACUUCCUUAUCGCUCCCUCACCUCUGUCAUACAUUCCCUUUACAGCGACUGAGCUGACUGAUAAGAUGACCUUCACUCAAAGAGUAAAGAACGUCUUGGCUUAUUUCUUUGGCAGGUACACUUUAACGUACAUCACAGAACCUGUUUACAAACCCAUUGUCAAGCGCUACUUCGGCCCAGAUGUGGACUACUCCACCGUUUUCCUCGACGCUGACAUCUGGCUCAUGAGGAAUGAUUUUAUCUUUGAGUUUCCACGUCCAACGAUGCCAAACAUCGUCUACAUGGGAGGAUUUCAGUGCAAGCCCUCUAAAGCACUCCCAGCUGAUCUGGAGGAGUUUGUUCAGAGCUCUGGAGAUCACGGGGUUGUAAUAAUGACUCUAGGAACUUUAGUUAGAAACCUCCCCGAAGAAGUCUCUGAGGAAAUAGCUGCAGCCUUUGCUCAGCUGCCUCAGAAGGUAAUUUGGAGGUAUGUGGGACAAAGGCCGGCCAACCUGGGCAGCAACACAUUACUGGUAAAUUGGCUGCCACAAAACGACCUAUUAGGACAUCCCAAAACUCGAGCUUUUGUGACCCACGGAGGCACCAACGGCGUUCAGGAGGCCAUUCACCAUGGCGUCCCUGUAGUAGGGCUUCCUCUGUUCUAUGAUCAGGCUGAUAAUCUCUCCAGAGUCAGAACAAAGGGAGCAGCUGUGAUCGUAGACAUCGGCAUGCUCGAUAGACACGUUUUUAAAGAAGCCCUGAUGACGGUUCUGUAUAACUCCACCUACAGAGGAAGCAUGCAGAUGCUGUCCAAGCUGCACAAAGAUCAGCCCAUGAAACCUCUAAACCAAGCCAUGUUCUGGUUGGAAUAUGUCAUCAGACACAAAGGAGCUCGUCACCUGCAGACACAGUCGCACAAAAUGUCCUGGUUUGUUUACCACUCUGUUGAUGUCAUCGCAGCUUUAUCAGCAGCUGUUUUACUGUCAGUUUUUAUCUGCAUUUCUGUUAUGAGAUUGUUGUACCAGAAGAUUUUUACAGGGAAAAAAGUUAAACAUGAAUGAAGCAAAAAAUAAAAGAAAAAUCACCACUGAAGAAAACGUCGAUGUAACUUUUAAUGGAAAUAAAAACACAAAGAAACACCACA
Nothobranchius furzeri (turquoise killifish) is the source of this 1819-nucleotide messenger RNA. Its product is annotated as UDP-glucuronosyltransferase 2C1. Lineage: Eukaryota; Metazoa; Chordata; Actinopteri; Cyprinodontiformes; Nothobranchiidae. The record is from RefSeq and is a predicted model, not a curated record. Gene Ontology annotation, molecular function: UDP-glycosyltransferase activity; DNA-directed RNA polymerase activity; DNA binding. Gene Ontology annotation, biological process: DNA-templated transcription.